CUCCGCGUCCCCAGAGAGAGUCGCAACCGCCCCCUCGUCAAACCCGCCGACGAAGGGGGAGGACGGCGACGAAGUGCCCGUCGCCUUCAAAUCCCCCUCCCCUCGUCUUCUCCCCCCCCACCCAUCCCCCCCCCCCCCCCCCCCCCCCCCCUCCACAACCACCGCUCCUGCCUACCGGUGGAGGGAUUAAUCGGGGGCUUCCGCAGCAACCACCGGCGGCGGCGGCGGUUCACCGAUUCGCUUGCGAGGCGCUGCCGUCUGACCCUCUCCGUGGCGGCGAUGGGCCAGGGCGUCGUCGAGAUCCAGCCCCGCGAGCUCCAGUUCACCUUUGAGCUGAAGAAGCAGAGUUCAUGUUCUGUCCAUCUUGUCAACAAAUCCGAUGAAUAUGUCGCUUUCAAGGUUAAGACAACUUCCCCUAAAAGAUAUUGCGUCCGACCAAAUAUUGGAGUUAUCCUUCCAAGGGCAACAUGUGAUUUCACAGUUACCAUGCAAGCACAGCGUACUGCGCCACCAGACAUGCAAUUAAAAGACAAAUUUUUGGUGCAGACCACAGUUGUUCCUCCUGGUACAUCAGAUGAUGACCUCAUUCCUGCUUUUUUCUCCAAAGAAACCAACGCAUAUAUUGAGGAAAGUAAAUUGAGAGUUGUCCUUGUUGAUGCAUCUCGUCCUCCUGUGGAGCAACUGAUAAAUAAUGUCCCCAGCACUGAUGCGGCAGUUGAGGUUCCGGUGUUAAAAGAUACACCAAAUGUUCAGAAUGAAGUGCCAGCUAUGGAGAAAAAGGUUCCUGCCCCCCAGGAGAAAAUUUCAGCUGUUGUUCCUAACAUACCUUCCCCUGUCAGGGAGUCUCCAAUCCUUCAAGAAGUUCCUGUGCUACCGCAUGAAGAACCUGCUAUUUUGGCAGAAUCUCCUCCCCCUCUAAAAGACGAAUCUCCUCCCCCUCUAAAACAUGAAUCUCCUUCCUAUAUAAAGGAUACGUCUGCGGUUACCAUUGAACAGCUUUCUCCUCUGAAGGAAGAGACUGUAACUUCAAAGGUGUCUCCUCUGGAAGAAACUCUUCCGAAAGAAACUGUCACCGUAAGUGACCGAGGUUUUUUCAGUGUGCAGAAUCAUCAAUUAUCUCAU
Triticum urartu is the source of this 1122-nucleotide messenger RNA. Lineage: Eukaryota; Viridiplantae; Streptophyta; Magnoliopsida; Poales; Poaceae. The record is from RefSeq and is a predicted model, not a curated record.